CGCGCGGGGCGCCGAAGAGCGUGCCCCAGCCUCUGGAGGAGACGUGAGUGACAGGACCGGCGUCCAACCGGCGCCCUGUGUCCUCCUCCGCCGCCACCACCCCACUUUUUCGGGGGCCCACCCUUUCCAGAUCGACCUGGGGACUUGGGAGAAUGUCCAGGGUCAGAACUGCAUGAGCCACUGGCCGGGCGCUUGCUCUUCUGACACGCUGCAGGAUCUCUCCGUGGGCCGCGAUGGCAGAGCAGUCGGACCAGAAGGUGAAGUACUACACGCUGGAGGAGAUCCGGAAGCACAACCACAGCAAGAGCACCUGGCUCAUCCUGCACUACAAAGUCUACGAUCUGACCAAAUUCCUGGAGGAGCAUCCAGGUGGAGAAGAAGUUCUGAGGGAGCAAGCUGGAGGGGAUGCAACUGAAAACUUUGAGGAUGUUGGGCAUUCUACAGAUGCGCAAGAAUUAUCCAAGACAUUUAUCAUUGGAGAACUUCAUCCAGAUGACAGAUGGAAAAUAGCUCAACCUUCAGAUACUCUUAUUACUACCAUUGAUAACAACAGCAGUUGGUGGACCAGUUGGGUGAUCCCAGCAAUCUCUGCAGUUGUUGUGGCCUUGAUGUAUCGAUUCUACAUGUCAGAGAACUAAUCACGUUUUUUAAAAAGCCAGUAAAAGAAGAGACUGACUUAAACCAGGAUAUAAAGAAGCCACUUUUCAUUGUCCACUUUGCCUGACAGAAACCAACUUCAUUUGCAAAGAGAACUUUAAAGUGUCCAUUUCCCACCCCUCUACCUCCUGACAUCCAAAAAGUAAACUAUCCUUCUGUACACUUU
This is a messenger RNA of Phascolarctos cinereus (koala), 823 nucleotides long. RefSeq names its product cytochrome b5 type A (gene CYB5A). NCBI's taxonomy places the organism in Eukaryota, Metazoa, Chordata, Mammalia, Diprotodontia, Phascolarctidae. Gene Ontology annotation, molecular function: heme binding. Gene Ontology annotation, cellular component: intracellular membrane-bounded organelle; endoplasmic reticulum membrane. The record is from RefSeq and is a predicted model, not a curated record.